This is a messenger RNA of Sphenostylis stenocarpa, 1053 nucleotides long. The record is from the annotation of a GenBank genome assembly. NCBI's taxonomy places the organism in Eukaryota, Viridiplantae, Streptophyta, Magnoliopsida, Fabales, Fabaceae.
AUGAGGUUGAGGGAGAACGACGACGUUGGUGAGAAAGAGGAAGUGGUAGAAAAUGAUGUAACCCUGGCCCAAAAUCAAUGGUGUCCCGUCGUGAAUGCGGGCUUUUCUUCGCCCAAAAGAGCGGUUGUCGUUGGUUAUGCUCUUACUACUAAAAAGAUUAAGAGCUUUCUACAGCCUAAGCUUGAAGGUUUAGCUAGGAACAAGGGAAUACUAUUCGUGGCUAUUGACCAUACCAGGCCUCUUUCAGAUCAAGGUCCUUUUGAUAUUGUCUUGCAUAAGUUAUCAGGGAAAGAGUGGCGCCAGGUUCUUGAGGAUUAUAGGCAGUCACAUCCUGAAGUUACUGUUUUGGAUCCUCCAGAUGCCAUACAACAUUUACGCAACCGUCAGUAUAUGCUUCAGGCUGUGGCAGAUAUGAACCUUUCUGAUUCCUAUGGCAUCGUGGGUGUUCCUCGGCAAUUAGUUAUCAAGAGAGAUGCAUUUGCCAUCCCAGAGUUGGUCAACAAAGCUGGAUUGACUUUACCCCUUGUUGCAAAGCCACUAGUUGCCGAUGGAAGUGCAAAGUCCCAUGCAUUAUCCCUUGCUUAUGAGCAAUUUUCCCUUCAAAAACUUGAACCUCCUCUUGUUCUUCAGGAGUUUGUCAACCAUGGAGGUGUUCUCUUCAAGGUUUAUAUAGUUGGUGAUGCUAUAAAGGUAGUAAGGCGGUUUUCGUUGCCUGAUGUUAGCAAGUGGGAACUGUCCAAAGAUGCUGGAAUAUAUAAUUUUCCAAGGGUUUCGUGUGCUGCAGCUUCUGCAGAUGACGCAGAUCUGGAUCCUACUAUUGCUGAGCUUCCCCCAAGGCCUUUACUAGAGAAACUAGCUAAGGAACUUAGAUGGCGAUUGGGUCUUCGUCUAUUCAACCUGGAUAUUAUCCGUGAGUAUGGAACAAGAGAUCACUUUUACGUCAUUGACAUAAAUUACUUCCCUGGAUAUGGCAAAAUGCCUGAAUAUGAACACAUAUUUACGGACUUCCUAUUGAGCCUGGGGCAGGGGAAGUACAAGAAAAGAUCAGGCUAA